AUGACGACAAUUCGACCAUUUACAUGCGAGGAUAUGCUAUACUUUAAUAAUGUGAAUCUCGACCCAUUAACAGAAACGUAUGGGUUGUCUUUUUAUACACAAUAUUUAGCACAUUGGCCUGAGUUUUUUCAAGUAGCAGAAUCACCUAGUGGGGAAAUAAUGGGUUAUAUAAUGGGCAAAGCAGAAGGUCAUGGUGAUAAUUGGCAUGGCCAUGUAACUGCUUUAACAGUAAGUCCUGAUUACAGAAGACUGGGAAUAGCUGCAACUUUGAUGAAUAUUUUAGAAGAAUUUUCUGAAAAAAAAAAAGCAUACUUUGUAGAUUUAUUUGUGAGAGUAAGCAACAAAGUAGCAAUUAAUAUGUACAAAAAUUUGGGAUAUAUUGUGUAUAGAACUGUCCUUGAAUACUAUUCAGGAGAUCCAGAUGAAGAUGCCUAUGAUAUGAGGAAAGCAUGCUCAAGAGAUAUAAAUAAAAAAUCAGUUAUACCUUUAGCACAUCCAGUUAGACCAGAGGAUGUUGAU
Brenthis ino (lesser marbled fritillary) is the source of this 519-nucleotide messenger RNA. The record is from the annotation of a GenBank genome assembly. Lineage: Eukaryota; Metazoa; Arthropoda; Insecta; Lepidoptera; Nymphalidae.